UCAAACGCCUGCGAAAUGCCAAAGUGGGUACAUCUCUGUCUGGUCGCAGUGUUGGUGGCCAUUGCCGGGUGCGCGGAAAUCGAUUGGUGGUCCCUGUACCAGAUCUAUCCGCGAUCCUUCCAGGUCAGCGAUGGCGACGGCAUCGGCAACCUGAAGGGCAUCACAUCGCGGUUGAGCUACCUAAAGGAGAUCGGCAUAACGGCCACAUGGCUGUCGCCCGUUUUCACAUCACCCAUGUCGGAUUUUGGGUACGACAUCUCGAACUUCUUCGACAUUGAUCCCAUCUCUGGAACACUCGAAGACUUCGAUGCCCUAAUUGUGGAAGCCAAGUCGCUGGGGGUGAAAAUCAUACAGGACUUUGUGCCCAAUCAUUCCAGCGAUGAGAAUGAAUGGUUCGACAAGUCGGUGAACCGUGUGGAUGGCUACGAUGACUUCUACGUGUGGCACGACGGCAAGGUGAAUGCGGAGACUGGUGAACGGGAGCCGCCCAGCAGCCUCAGUGGCGGUCCUCAGUGGACCUGGCACGAGACACGACAGCAGUAUUUCCUGCACCAGUUCCAGGUGAAGCAGCCGGACCUCAAUUUCACCAAUCUUAUGGUGCGCGAGCACAUGCUAGAUGUCCUUAAGUUCUGGCUGGAUCGGGGCGUCGAUGGAUUCCGCAUUGAUGCAGUUCCACACAUCUACGCGUACCGCAAUGCGGAUGGCUCCUAUUCUGACGAGCCUGUCAGUGGCUGGAGCAGUAAUCCGGAGGCGUACGACUACCAUGACCAUAUCUACACCAAGGAUCAGCCCGCUACUGUUGAGUUGAUGUACGAGUGGCGUGCCUUCCUGGACCAGUACCGAACGGAGAAUGGAGGUGAUUCCCGAGUUCUGCUGGCCGAAGCCUUCUUCUCUGUAGAAACGCUCAGUGCGUAUUUCGGAAAUGGCACCCACCUGGGCACCCAGCUGCCCAUGAACUUCCAACUGAUGUACCUCAGCGGCUACUGCACAGCGCGGGAUGUGGUGAGCGCCAUCGACUACUGGAUGAAUACCAUGUGGACGGAACAUCAGACAGCCAAUUGGGUGGUGGGCAACCACGACACCAAUCGGGUGGCCGACCGCAUGGGUGCCCAAAAGGUGGAUCUGCUGAACGUGAUCGUGAGUGCUCUUCCCGGUGCUUCGAUCACCUACUACGGCGAGGAGAUCGGCAUGUCCAAUGUGGAUGUGGAGUGCACCGGAGACUCGUGCGAAGAUCGAGAUGGGGAGCGCACACCCAUGCAGUUGACAGCGGGCCGAAAUGCCGACUUCUCCCAGAGCGAGAGCACCUGGCUGCCCCUCAAUCCCGACUAUGAGCGCUUCAAUGUGCAGACCGAACGGGGAGUGGCUCGAUCUUCUCUGAACAUCUUCAAGGGUAUGCAGGCGCUGAAGAUCAGCUCCGCAUUCCAAUCCUUCAAGCAGGAAGGCGGUUUCUCCUAUGAGGCAAUCAUAAAUCAAGACUUGCAGAUCAUACGUGAGGAAUAUCGCAUCCUGGUCAACAUGGGCAACGGCAUGGAAAUAAUCGAUAAGGUCUUUGAGUAUGUCCUCACCACUGCCUACUCCUCGCACCAUCUAGGGCAAACCGUUGAUCUCAGAGAACGCAUUUUGCUUAUGCCUUACGAAGCUGUCGUACUACGCUGGCUCGCCUGAUCUUGAACCACCACCAAUAAAUUAUAAUCUACUGAAAUGGAACGUUUCGUAUUUAUUUGUUCCUAAUCAGGUGUGCUUGGGGUCCCUCAUAAAGAUAAACAGUGCGGAAUCAAUCAGCCGGUGUCCACAUGGCUCUAGAAUUCGAUCAACACAUCAACAUGUACGUUGAGGGCACAUUACCCAAGGGAAUUUUAAACUAAACCACUUGAGAUCCGAAGAUAUGGCUUAAG
This is a messenger RNA of Drosophila miranda, 1895 nucleotides long. RefSeq names its product maltase A2. The record is from RefSeq and is a predicted model, not a curated record. Gene Ontology annotation, biological process: carbohydrate metabolic process. Lineage: Eukaryota; Metazoa; Arthropoda; Insecta; Diptera; Drosophilidae.